Electrophorus electricus (electric eel) is the source of this 3276-nucleotide messenger RNA. The record is from RefSeq and is a predicted model, not a curated record. NCBI's taxonomy places the organism in Eukaryota, Metazoa, Chordata, Actinopteri, Gymnotiformes, Gymnotidae.
UCCCUUGCGUGCACGCAGUCGGACGUCACUUUGGCGCCGAAUCGUCUGAGUUGAGCGCGCGGAUUUACACGUACGACAACACCGGUUACGAGCGGGAAAACCGGAAUAUUUGGAACUGUGAAGUGAAUUUUCUGCAGGUGAAAAUGCAGCGAAGCAUUGCGUCAUUCUUUCAGCCGGUGAAGUGUAAGGAGCUGGGCGGACAGACCAGAGAGCAGUCGGAAUCCAUCAAAAGCCCCCUCAAAACUCAGAAUGGUGGACAGGAGUACGAUUCGCCAGUCAAAAAAACCAACAAACGGAGCCGACCGAUAGUGGACAGUGAUGAUGAAGACCAGUCAACAGUAAAAGAAGUCUCCAAAUUGGACAGAGACCAGGCAGACAAACCAAGCAAAGAGAAGGUUGUAGCUUCAAAGGCCACCAUCAACCCACUGUCACCAAAACCCCUUGUUACCCUGGCAACCCCUGUCACCCCAGCAACUUCAACUGUUUCAGAAACUACAGGCAGCCCUGGGAGCCCUGUUACCCCGACAACCACCUCACCCUCUGGCAUCCCAAAACGAAAGACUGCUCGGAAGCAGUUUCCUAAGAGGAAGCUGGACAGCCAGAGUGAUGGAGAGAGAGAAAUGGAGGAGAUGGAGAGAGAGAAGGAGGAGCCUGAUGAAGAGAGAGAGGAGACUGAACAGGAGAGGAAGAGAGCAAGAACAGAGGAAGCUCCUGACCACACCGGAGAGACCGAGGAAGAUGUAAUGGAGGUUGAGGGGGAGAAGGCUGUGGACAUGGAACAACAGAAGACAGACAAAGGAAUGAAGGACACCAUGAAGGGAGAGAGUGAAAAGAAGAGUGAUGUCGUCGAAGAGGAAGAAAAAAAUGACAGAGCGAAUGGAAAGAACAGAGAGAUGGAUGAAGCAAAGGAGGAAAAAUGCACUCCUAAUAGAGUGAUAAAAAAGAGGGAUGAAGAGGAGGAAAAGAGAGGGGGAUCUGCUAAGAAAACAGUCAUCAGCAGCUUCUUUGCACCCAGAAAGGCAGCAGUGAAGCUGGAAAAAUCAGAAGAGAAGAAUGAACCAGAGAAGCUGAGCAGUGGAGAGAAAGCUGAGGAGAAGAAGAAAAGUGAAAAGGGGGUGGAGUCUGCAAACCAGGGCCAAUAUGAUCCUUCCAAAGCUCAUUAUCACCCCAUUGAUGAUGCGUGCUGGAGGAGGGGCCAGAGAGUUCCAUACCUGGCUGUUGCACGUACCUUUGAGAAGAUUGAGGAAGAUUCAGGAAGGUUGAGGAAUAUUGAGACCCUGUCUAAUCUCCUGCGUUCUGUGAUCCUGCUCUCUCCUGAGGACCUGCUGUGCUGUGUGUACCUGUGUCUAAACCAGCUCGGCCCUGCCUACCAGGGCCUAGAGCUGGGCACUGGGGAGACGGUGCUGAUGAAGGCUGUUGCCCAGGCAACAGGGCGACAGCUGGACAAAAUCAAGGCGGAGGCUCAGGAAAAAGGUGAUCUGGGAUUGGUGGCCGAGAGCUCCCGCAGCAACCAGAGAAUGAUGUUUGCGCCAGCUAAUUUGACGGCUGUGGGCGUAUUCACCAAGCUGAAGGAGAUUGGUAGCAUGAGUGGCAACUCUGCCAUGAACAAGAAAAUUGAUAUCAUUAAGGGUCUGUUUGUGGCAUGCCGUUUCUCAGAGGCCAGAUACAUUGUGCGGUCAUUGGCAGGGAAACUGAGGAUCGGAUUGGCUGAGCAGAGUGUCCUAGCAGCCUUAAGUCAGGCUGUGUGUCUGAGCCCGCCAGCUGCAGAGUUCCCUCCAGCUGUUAUUGAUGCAGGGAAGGUGAUGAGUACCGAGAGUAGGAGAGCAUGGCUUGAAGAAAAAGCACUCAUCCUCAAACAGACUUACUGUGAAAUGCCAAACUAUGACGUCAUCAUCCCUGUACUUCUGAAGGAAGGCAUAGACGAACUGCCACAUCACUGUCGUCUCACUCCAGGUGUGCCCCUGCGUCCUAUGCUGGCCCAUCCCACUAAGGGUGUGGGGGAGGUGAUGAAGAGGUUUGACGAGGCCGCCUUCACCUGCGAGUACAAGUAUGAUGGAGAGAGAGCACAGAUUCAUAUUGUUGAGAAUGGUGAGGUUCGUAUCUUCAGCAGAAAUCAAGAGGAUAACACCAGCAAAUACCCAGACAUCACCUCACGCAUCCCUCAGGUGAAGCGGGAGUCCGUGCGCUCUUGUGUGUUGGAUGCUGAGGCUGUGGCGUGGGACCGGGAGAAGAAGCAGAUUCAGCCCUUCCAGGUGCUGACCACACGCAAGCGUAAGGACGUGGAUGCGUCUGAGAUAAAGGUGCAGGUGUGUGUGUACGCCUUCGACCUACUGUACUUGAACGGAGAGUCUCUUGUACGAGAGCCGUUGAGCAAGCGCCGAGCUCUGCUGAGGGAGAGUUUUGUGGAGAAGGAGGGGGAGUUUGUCUUUGCCCGGUCUCUCGACUCUGACAACACCGAGACCAUUGCUGAGUUCCUCGAGCAGUCCAUACGAGACUCAUGUGAAGGCCUGAUGGUGAAAACCCUGGAGAAAGACGCCACUUAUGAAAUUGCUAAACGAUCUCACAACUGGCUUAAGUUGAAGAAGGAUUACCUGGAGGGGGUGGGAGACACAGUGGAUCUGUGUGUGGUCGGUGCGUACCUGGGGAAGGGAAAACGAGCAGGCAGCUAUGGAGGUUUUCUCCUCGCCUGCUACGACGAGGACAACGAGGAGUUCCAGUCUGUCUGUAAGAUAGGAACAGGCUUUAAAGAUGAAGAUCUGGAGCAACAUUAUAAUUUUUUAAAGGAGCACAUCCUCCCUAAGCCCCGCCCCUAUUACAGAGUGGACCAGUCAGCAGAGCCAGAUGUUUGGCUGGAUGCUGUACAAGUGUGGGAAGUGAAAUGCGCUGACCUAUCGCUGUCCCCGGUCUACAAAGCAGCAAUGGGAUUGGUGGACCCAGAGAAGGGGAUUUCUCUUCGCUUCCCUCGAUUCCUCCGUGUCAGAGAUGACAAAAAACCAGAGGACGCUACAACAGGAGCCCAGAUUGCCGAUCUCUACAGGAAGCAGCAACAGAUACAAAAUCAGGGCGAAAAGACUGAUUUGGAGGAUUAUUAUUGAUCUGUGCACUGUUAGUGCAGUCAUCUGACCCUGACUCGCCUGUCUAUUUCUGGGCAUUCUCUUGGUACAAAUUGUAAAAUGUGAAUGUUUAAGUUUGUACAAGGAUUUUAAAUGAAAGUUCAAAGAAAGUGUAAAUAAGCUUUAAAAUGAGUUGAAAUAAAUAAACAAGCUUUUAAUAAGU